AGUUUAAAAGGGUUCCUGCAUUUGUCCACGCACUACAGCAACUCUUUAUAUCUAAACACAUCAACGCAUACACAUACACGCACGCAUAGGGCCGCCAUGGCGACCCAAUCGCCAUCAACUGGAUCAUUGGCAUCGUCCAUGAAAGCAACAGAAGCCGUGGAUAGCGAGGCACUGAGGGUGAAGCCGCAAACAGGUCACUUUAGCCUGGUCUUCAACCCCUCGGGCAUCAAUGACGAGACGCUCAACCACCCUUACUGGGGAGACGGCACCGAGGAGUCUCCCUUCGUCGUCGACUUCUUGCCCGUUGACGCCUACAACCCUGCUACGUACCCGAGAUGGAAGAAGUGGAGCAUCACGGUUCUGCACGCCUUCGCGACCCUGGCAGUUGCGUUUGUGAGCUCGGCGUAUUCUGGCGGCGCGGCCGAGAUCAUCAAGGACUUUCACGUCUCGGUGACUGUUGCCAUCCUCGGUAUAAGCUUGUUCGUCGUCGGCUUUGCUGUGGGGCCGUUGAUAUGGGCGCCCCUGUCUGAGUCCUUUGGCAGACAAAUACUCUUUUUCGGCACCUAUGCGGCGCUGACGGCCUUCAACGCCGGCGCCAUCGCCGCGCCGGACAUGACGGCCCUCGUGGUGCUGCGCUUCUUCGCCGGCGCCUUUGGCUCGUCGCCCCUGACAAACUCGGGCGGCGUCAUUGCCGACAUGUUCUCGGCCGAGGAGCGCGGCAUGGCCACGGCCAUCUUCGCCGCGGCGCCGUUCCUCGGACCCAGCCUGGGCCCCAUCGCCGGCGGCUUCCUCGGCGAGGCGGCCGGCUGGCGCUGGAUUAUGGCCCUCAUGGCUAUCUUCACCGGCGUCAUGUGGAUCAUUGUCUCGCUGCUGGUGCCCGAGACUUAUGCCCCCGUGCUGCUGCGCAAGCGGGCGGCCAAGUUGACCAAGUUGACGGGCAAGCUGCACAUCUCCAAAAUGGACAGCAUCCAGGGCCGCCAGACCAUUGGCGCGCGGUUCCGCACCUCCAUGUCCAGACCCUGGGUUCUCCUGUUCCGCGAGCCCAUCGUGCUGCUCAUCUCCGUCUACAUGGCCAUCGUGUACGGCACCAUGUACAUGAUGUUCCCGGCCUUCCCCAUUGUCUUCCAGCAGGGUAAGGGAUGGAGCCCCGGAAUCGGCGGUCUUGCUUUCAUCGGCAUCACCGUGGGCAUGAUAGUCUCGGUUUCGUUCGCAAUCUACGACAACAAGCGGUACAUGGCCGUAGUCAAGGCUCACAACGGUAUGGCCCCGCCCGAGGCUAGACUUCCUCCCGCCAUCUUCGGGUCGGUUUUGCUGCCCAUUGGCCUGUUCUGGUUCGCGUGGACCAACGGAAACGAUGUUCAUUGGGUUGUACCCAUCAUUGGAUCGGGAUUCUUUGCUGCCGGUAUUGUGUUGGUGUUUUUGUCUCUGCUGAGUUAUCUCAUCGACUCGUACGUCAUCUUUGCCGCGUCGGUCCUUGCCGCCAACUCGGUGCUACGUUCACUCUUCGGCGCCGCCUUCCCGCUCUUCACGAGCUACAUGUACCGGGACCUGGGCAUCCACUGGGCCUCGUCGGUGCCGGCCUUUUUGGCGCUGGUGUGCGUCCCCUUCCCGUUCCUCUUCUACAAGUAUGGCGAGAAGAUUCGGCUGCGGUGCAAGUACGCGGCCGAGGCGGCAGACGUACUGAAGCGCAUGCGCGAGGGCAACGCCGAGGUGACCGAGAACGAGGCCAUUGCCGAGGCCGACGAGCUCGAGAGACAGAACACGCUCGAGCGCGAAAAGACUCACGAGAGGCGGCGGUCGUCGCUGCUGGGCUCGUUGAGCAGGGUAGGCACGGGUCGCGCUUCCGGCUUGCCGGUCGUCGACGCCGGUGCCGAGAGUAGUGCCUACGCGGUGUCUGAGAAGGAGGUGAACGCCAAGGCGUAA
Molecule: messenger RNA, 1923 nt
Organism: Pyricularia pennisetigena
Lineage: Eukaryota; Fungi; Ascomycota; Sordariomycetes; Magnaporthales; Pyriculariaceae
Exons: 3
Biological process (GO): transmembrane transport
Molecular function (GO): transmembrane transporter activity
Source: RefSeq, a predicted model, not a curated record